UGCUGCUCAAGACUGGGAUUGUUAACCACCAUCGAAGAAUAUCGCUUCUCAUAACAGCAAAAAGGUUCUAUAGACCAACCUCAGUACAACCUGAAAUGUCCAGAUAAACAAGCCUGUGGCAGCCCUUCCCUGUGGCAAGACUGCCUUGCAUGGAAUAACGUGUUUAAAUCAGUCCAAAAUCAAAAUCACUUAAGGCUAUCUUGGCUCUCAAACUUCAUAGGAUUCCUCUGUAUUAUCAAGUCAUCACUUGGUUACAGGGACCAUCUGGAUGUCAGGAUGCAAGUGGUUAGGAUUAUAAUGUUGCUACUUCUUUGUAGAGCAGCUGAGUUCAGGAAAAGAAGAAAUGGCAGCUACAGAAACAGACUGAGGAACUGUGGUGAGAAUUGCCUCAGAGAGAGCUCCAAUCAUGUCAAAAGAUUUUCUCAGUUCCUCAGAACCAUAUGUAGUGAAAGUCUGUAUGAGAAUGAGAAACUUUUGACUUGUCAAGAUAAGCAACUCAUUACAGUGCCUCGUAAUUUGCCAGAGGAUGUUAUCCAUUUACAGUUAGCAGGAAAUAAGAUCGAAAGUUUAAAGAACUUUACGUUUUCGACAUUAAAAAAUUUGAAGAGCCUUGACUUGCAACGGAAUGCCAUAACAAAUAUCGAAGCAGAUGCUUUUGAGGGCUUGGAUGAACUAGAAACGCUAUUGCUACAACACAACGAAUUACGAUUUAUCCCGGAGGACAUUUUUAUUCCUAUCCCUAAACUAGAAUACCUGCGUAUCUAUGGCAACCCCUGGGAUUGCAACUGUGAACUAGAGCAAAUGGUUAGGAAGCUACAGAUACCUGGCCAACGAAAUCUAGGCAGCCUGGCCAAAUGUAAAACUCCAAAAGGAUUAGCUGGUUAUAAGCUGAAGACUAUCAAUGUGAGCUUACUCUGUUCUGAAGAUCUGCUCCCUGCACCAAUACAGACUCUUCCUGAUUCCACCGAAUGCAACAUUUACCUUUUUCCAAAGUCAAGAAUAGACUGUCAAAAUAAAGACUUGUCAAAAGUUCCCACAAGUAUACCCGCUGAAGUACUGGAAAUUGAUCUUUCCAGAAACAAAAUCAAGCAACUGGAUGCCAAAAAUUUCAUGAAUUUUAAGGAAUUAGAAAUAUUAAAUCUCAGCAAUAAUGCAAUAGAAUACAUAAAUCCUGCUGCCUUUGUUGGUCUUCUCCGUCUGAAGGAGCUGGAUCUAUCCGAGAAUCACUUAGACAACUUUGAAUAUGGUGUCUUGGAGCACCUCUAUUUUAUCGAGAGGAUAAUUCUUACCAGAAAUCGAUGGAAGUGUGAUUAUCAGAUCCACUACUUGGCCUACUGGUUGCAGGUUCACUACACUGUAAAGUCUGAAGGCCUUGAAUGUACAGAGCCCAGUGAAUAUGAGGGCUGGACUGUGCAGAAAUACAUUAAAAAAUAUUAUGAGGGCUGUCCCAAAGAAAAGGGAGUAGCAGAUUUUGAUACUUAUGAUUCUGAUAAGUUAGAAGAGGAAGAAACUAGAAGGAUACCUUGACUUGUUAAAGUUUUAAAUAUUUCAUGCUUGCCCUUUAAAUAAUGACAUAGAAUAAGUAUAUAGCCAAAUUUCAUACAGGCAUUACAUAUGUCAAAAUCAGUUUGUUCUAGCCUGUAUGGUUUAUAUUAUAGCAUUAUUAAAAAAAUCAGAUUACACACAUUCCAAUUCAUUCAAGGAAUUUCAAUGAGCUUUUUGUAAGACAGCUGUAUUGCAUGAGAAAAAUGAUACCUAUAUCUUAUAGUAUAGCUGCAUUUUUAUGAAACCUUGUAAAGUAUCUUAUUCUUUGUAAUAAUUUAGAAAGCAGCAUGUCUGUAGCAGUAAUAAAUAAAGAAUACACCAGCAAAAGACAUUAGACUUUCUAGCCAAUGAGCACCUUUGAAUGCCCUAUUAUGUUGUGUUGUCAUGAUAUUGUACCAUGCAUUGAGAAUUUUUACAAGUUGGUUUUCUUUGUAUAUCCAUAUGAAGAAACCAAAUAGAAAACCUCAUUUAAUUGCUGUAUUGUUAUUGAUCAAUUCAGAUCUCUCAGCCAGACCUUUUAAUGUAUUUGUCUUUCUCUUUGCCCCAGCUUUUGUCUGAUUGUCUUAGCUUUUCUCACACUGCCACAGUAUCAGCCCCUAAUAACAAGUUUUUAACCCUAAUCCUAAUUUUGGACAAAGUAACCGAAAAUCUGUAAAGCUGUAGAAUGUUUCCAUUGUUAAUGGACAUGAAACUGUCCACUACUAUUUUAACUCAAGUGGUACACUGUGCAGAGCAUUAGUUCUGAGUAAAAUUCUGAGAGUAGCAAAAAGUGUGAAAGGGACAAAGAAAAAUUCAAAAGAGAGAAUGAAUAGUUUUAAUCUUGCAUAACUUGAGAAGAUCACAUUCAAAGCAUUUUGCAAGGACACAACUGUUAGUAAAGGGAAUUCACUGCCACCUUCUAAAAGAGCAAUUAGGAAUGGGCAGUAAAUGUUUUGCCAGUGACAGCCUCAUCUCAUAAAUUAAUGUUGAAAAAAUAAUCAAUGGAAAUAUUCAAGAGUUAGUAGCAUUCAAAAGUUAAAAGCUAGCUUGGCAACUAAAAAUCUUGCUGUGAGAUUAAAGUGUAUUGUAUCUUGGUGUCCUUAACUGAAUGGAAGAUCUUGCAUUUUAACAAGGGAUAACAAUCUGGCAAAGUCUGACAAAAUCUUUCAAUGUAUGUGCAUCUUUUUUCCAGUUUCUCUAACUAAAAGCUCCUAAACCACACUGAAGCAAAAACCUGCUGUUAUUCUUUCACUGAACAGUCAUAUGUGUUGUGCACAAAGCACUAGCGACCAGCACAAGUUCAAUGUCUUGUAUACUUCCAUUGUAAGUCCUAAUGAUAUUUUGUGCCUUUCUCUACAUUAGUCUUGAUGUUGAGCUCUUCCUAGUUCACUCUGAUCCAGAAUUUCAGCUUACUUCCCAAUAGAUGAGAUGCCAUUAUUUGGGGAAUAACCAUCUCCAUUUUUGUCCUAUACCAGCUAUCUUCUUUGCACAACCUGUUCACUCCAAGCUCUGCAACAUCACUAAUCAAUGCCAGGCAUUUUGCAGAUACUUGUUCAGCACAACUAUAAAGCUGUUCUGCUGUCUUCAAUACACUCCACCUCAUAUAUUAUAUAUAUAUAUAUAUAUAUAUAUAUAUAUAUAUAUAUAGCUUUGAAUAAUAUUUUUCUAUAAAUAUAUUAGGAGUAAUUUCAAUUCAUUUUGCUUAUAUAGUGUACCUACUACACAGUUCCUGCUUGCUUCCUAUUUUCCACCACAUGGCUUCCAAAUGUUUGUGGUUGUGUUAUCAUUAAUUUGUUUAUGGUGAAUUUUUGCAUUGUUUGAGAUUUUUAUCCCUUUAAUUGUUGCGUCAUUUAAGUUAAUAUUUUAUAACAGUUUUCAUUCUAUUGACAAUUUUUAAAGCUUUGUAAACAUUUUGUUUAAUGAGGAGCAUUAAAAUGUUAUACA
Molecule: messenger RNA, 3468 nt
Organism: Pristis pectinata (smalltooth sawfish)
Lineage: Eukaryota; Metazoa; Chordata; Chondrichthyes; Rhinopristiformes; Pristidae
Gene: lrrc17
Product: leucine rich repeat containing 17
Exons: 4
Coding region: 277-1527 (416 amino acids)
Cellular component (GO): plasma membrane
Molecular function (GO): protein binding
Source: RefSeq, a predicted model, not a curated record